AUGGCACAUGUCCAACCUCCUUACAGAGUUGGAUUCUAAGAAGAUUGGUUGGCGUUUCUUUGUGGCAUUUGCUUCGAAGAUUCCCAUUUUCUUCCGUUGUUCUCUGAAUUAAGCUUAGUUGAUAAUGGCAACAAUGAUGGCAAUUUUAAAUAUGGAGAUAACCAUUUUACAAUGGAGCAAGCUUUUCUGAUGUGUACCCUUGCGGAGUAUUUGAACAGAAAAAUGGCUGAAAAAAUUUAUGUAUCCAAUGAUUUCGCGCGCUCUGUUCUUGGAAUACUGAAAAUAGCAACUGGGGAUCUUGAUUGUGUUUCAAGAGGCAAGUCUUAUCUUCCAACGGGCUCUGCUGCAAUCGACGUGCUUGGGUACUCACUUACCACACUGAGGGAUAUUUGUGCACGGGAUGAGAGGGUGCUCGCUGAGUCAUUACCGUCAUCAGGACUUGUAGAAAUCUUGUUAGAUUUGCUUCGUAACCUUGAGCCACCUGCAUUAAUCAGGAAGUCUACCAAGCAAGGCGAAAGCUGCGAAAAUCGUACAGAAUACAUGGCUUCUAAAUCGCCAAAGGUCUGCCCUUACAAAGGAUUCCGGAAGCACGUUGUUGGUCUCAUUGGGAAUCGCUUGUACCGUAGAGACGAUGUACAGGAUGAAAUUAGGCAGAAAAAUGGGGUUCUACUGCUAUUGCAACAAUGUGUUACUGAUGAAGAUAACCCUUUCUUAAGGGAAUGGGGUAUUUGGAUGUCGAGGAACUUAUUUGCAGGAAAUGCAGAAAAUCAAAGGGAAGUGGCUGAACUGAAGGUCCAAGGGUAUGUUGAUUCACCAGAAAUUGCAGAACUUGGUCUGCGACUGGAGGUAGACUCGAAUACCGGUCGUCCAAAGCUUGUUAAUAUCUCUGCUGAUGAAAAAUAUUCCUCUGAGUUUGACAAGAAUUUGGAACAGAGUGAUGCAGAAUUGAUGCUGUUGAAUCGGGUUGACCCUUCGGACAAUCUCAACCAAGUUGACUCAAGAGAGUUCAUCCACAAAAGAGGAUAA
Messenger RNA from Macadamia integrifolia, 1026 nucleotides. Its product is annotated as ataxin-10-like. The transcript is spliced from 2 exons. Lineage: Eukaryota; Viridiplantae; Streptophyta; Magnoliopsida; Proteales; Proteaceae. The record is from RefSeq and is a predicted model, not a curated record. Gene Ontology annotation, cellular component: cytosol.